Molecule: messenger RNA, 2080 nt
Organism: Oncorhynchus mykiss (rainbow trout)
Lineage: Eukaryota; Metazoa; Chordata; Actinopteri; Salmoniformes; Salmonidae
Gene: vmp1
Product: vacuole membrane protein 1
Source: RefSeq, a predicted model, not a curated record
UAUUUUGUUAGUAUUUUGUUACAUUUUUGGGAAUCCUGUUUCCACCCCGCACAGUAGGUGGCGGGAUACACAUGAAGUUGUGCGAUCGCCAAAUAUACCAUAGAAGAAGAACAUUCCUCCAGGAAGAAGAUUCGGAGAGGCCAAAACCCUAAAAAAAUUCAACAGUGAAUGAGAUGGCAAAGAAUGGGGCAAGCUGUGAACAACCACAGAAGCGAGGAACCAAAGACAAACAGAAUGGACAUUUUGCAGACUCUGCGGUGAGUGAGAGGAGGCAGAAAGAUCGGGAGGAGCGUCUCGCUCUGGUGCUGUGGAGGAGGCCUAUCGUCACACUAAACUACUUCCUCUUGGAAACCUUCAUCACACUAAAGGAAUGGACAUUAAAGUUAUGGCAAAGAAGGGGUACAGUGUUCUUGAUCCUGGUAUUGUGUUCACUCUUCUCCCUUGCCUACUCCACUGAGGGAGCACACCAGAAGUAUGUGCAGUACCUGGAGAAGAGGUUCCUGUGGUGUGCCUACUGGGUAGGUUUGGGCAUCCUGUCCUCAGUAGGCCUUGGGACUGGCCUACAUACCUUCCUACUAUACCUGGGUCCACACAUAGCAUCAGUCACCCUGGCUGCGUACGAGUGUGGUUCUACAGACUUCCCCGAGCCCCCCUACCCAGACCAGAUCAUCUGUCCAGAGGGAGGAGUGGAGGGCAGCAUCUCACUCUGGUCCAUUGUCUCAAAGGUCCGCCUGGAAGCCUGUAUGUGGGGUGCAGGUACAGCUAUUGGGGAGUUGCCCCCCUACUUCAUGGCCCGAGCAGCCAGGGCAUCUGGAGCAGACCCAGACGACGAAGACUAUGAGGAGUUUGAGGAGAUGCUGGAGCAGGCACAGACUGCUCAGGAUUUUGUCACAAGAGCAAAACUGGGCGUUCAGAACAUGGUGCAGAAAGUGGGAUUCUUUGGGAUUCUAGCCUGCGCCUCGAUACCUAAUCCUCUGUUUGACCUGGCUGGUAUAACAUGUGGCCACUUCCUGGUACCAUUUUGGACCUUCUUUGGAGCGACGCUUAUUGGGAAAGCCAUCGUCAAGAUGCACAUACAAAAACUGUUUGUUAUUAUAACGUUCAGCAAGCACAUAGUGGAACAGAUGGUGUCUCUGAUCGGGUCUCUGCCGAGGGUAGGUCCCUCCAUACAGAAGCCUUUCAGUGAGUACCUGGAGGCCCAGAGGAGUAAACUCCACCACCACACUGGCGCUGGCACCCCGGCGACUGAGAACUGGCUGUCAUGGGUCUUUGAGAAGGUGGUUCUGGUCAUGGUCUGUUACUUUAUCUUCUCCAUCAUCAACUCCAUGGCUCAGAGCUACGCCAAGCGACGACAACAGAGUCGGCAGCAGAGGUACACUGAGGAGAAAACCAAAUGAUAAGAGACUCACCAACUGACUGCUGAGUCCCUCGGCUCUGUCUCAAACUAACCUUGCCCUUUUCCAUUCUUAAGAGGCUGAACUGGCACUAUUGUGUGUGCUUACAGAUGUAUACUGUUUGUUUGUCCUUAAGGUUUUGUAGUUUCCCCUCAUCUGUGUUUAGUGUGUGAUAUGUGAUAGGAUAUUAUGAGCAGUUAAGCAGAAACUGGAGGUCAACUGUUUUGCUGGCAGCUAUACCAGCUGCAAUGCCUUAUGCAAGGUGGAGGGUCCUACUUCCAUUGAACACAGUUCUUAAAUCACUAGACUUGAUUUGUACCAAAUUUUUCACUGUAUGGAUGGACUCAGACAUUGUGUAUGCUGAUAUGAUGCUAAGGACAUUUUCAGGGUUACAUUUUCUUGUGUUUUGUCCUGUUGAUCAGAAAUAGACCAUCUGUCAUUUUGUGUUUCUUGGAAAUAGCAAUAUCAAGUCGGAUCAAUGUGUUAUUGGUUUGCACAUCCUGGAAAUAUUUUUGGGACGGUAUGUAUGCACAUAUAUUUUGAAUGAUCUGGACGAACUAACUUGGACCAAAACGGAACAAAAAGGAUUUGUAACUUAACAUUACACUCAGCUAACUUAGUGUCAUUUUUAUUCUGUACAUUUAGACGGUCUUUGAGCAGAAUAUAUAAAAUGCCUAAAUCAUUCU